AUGUCCCAACCUCUCUUCGGCCUAGUCCCCGCGGGCCACCCGGUCAUCGUCACGCCGACCGAAACGCCAACCCCAACAUCGUUUCUCUAUGCCAUCCCUCCUGCGCAACCCGGCACCAAGCCCUUCUCGCACAUAGUCGUCUUCCUGCUCCCCGACAUCGUCUUCCCCCCAAACACAGCUGCAGCAAUCUACCUCGUCACGCCGCCCACGGGCCCAAACCAGACCCAGCCCAACUCAAAGUUCCUCGGCGGCAUCGGGCCGGGCAAGGAGAGCGCCAUCUUCAAGCUCAACAGCACAACCGCAGCAGCAGCUUCGGGGGACAGCGUCGUGAUCGGCAUCUCCAUCGAGCCGGCCGAUUCCGUAGCGGGGAGGAUAGCCGAGCUUUCAUCCAACGCGGCGUUGGUGAAGGCAGGCGCGGGACAGCAGCAGCAGCAGCCGAGCACGUUGGUGCUAGCGCAGCGAAUCAUCAAGAAUGCCUUCAACUUUCUGGCGAGCUUCAGUGGCACCGCGGGGCAGGUCGAAGUGGUGCCGCUCAAGGCGUUUGAGGAGUGGUGGCGGAAAUUUGAGGGGAGAGUGAGGAGCGAUCCGGGUUUCUUAGAGCGGGAUGAUUGA
Messenger RNA from Parathielavia appendiculata, 612 nucleotides. Its product is annotated as DUF775 domain protein. NCBI's taxonomy places the organism in Eukaryota, Fungi, Ascomycota, Sordariomycetes, Sordariales, Chaetomiaceae. Gene Ontology annotation, cellular component: nucleus; cytosol. The transcript has 2 exons. Gene Ontology annotation, biological process: protein import into nucleus. The coding region runs from base 1 to 612 and encodes 203 amino acids. The record is from RefSeq and is a predicted model, not a curated record. Gene Ontology annotation, molecular function: nuclear import signal receptor activity.